UUUUUUCCUCCGGGAUUCAAAUUUCGAUCCUGUUAGAGGGGUUCACGAUGGUUCGAGCGACGGUUCUGAAUGUCGGUGAUCACGCCAGUGAAGGUGUGCGUACUAACAAAGCUAAAGGAGAGAAAAUGGUUCUGGAACCUCCGAUGAACAGUGCACAAAGACGAAAGUUGGGGGAUAUUACUAAUUUGCAGAAUCAGAAGAAUCUAAUGAAUCAGGGAGCGAAGCAUCAGCAACAAGCUAUAUUAAUCUCUUCUAAAGAAAACGCUGAAAAUCUUCAAAAGGAAAACACAAAGCUGAUGAAAGUCGUCAUGGAGAGAGAUGGAAUCAAAAGUGAUCUGAAGAAACUUAGGAUUGAAUUUCAGAAGGUUCAAGAACAGAAUUUGCUACUUGCCCAGGCUAACACUCGUAUCUUGGCGGAGUUCAAUACAAGCAAAGACCAACUGAAGGUACUUCAGCACGAACUUGGUUGCAAGAAUGGGUUAGUCAUGGCCAGGAAAAUGCUGCUUAAGGAGCAAACCCUUCCAUGUACGCGUCAUGCAUCAAAAGUCAAGGCUCAAGCAAAUGCUUGUGGUGGGGCUUGCAAAACCUUUCAGCCAAAUGAUGCAGAUCAUGAGCAUGCUUCCGGGAGCUCCAACGCUAACUCAUUGCAAAGAAAUGAGAAAGCCAACAGUAAAAGGAGAGUUUCUGGAAGGAAGAAUCCCGCCAAUUCCGAGGUAUUAGAUAUAAUUGGCAGAUCGGGAGAGACAUGUCAGAUGGAAGACAACAUUGACAACAAGAAGUUGGUCUCUGAUAGUGACAAUGAUGCUGAAAACCAUAUAAAUGACAAUGUCCAAAGCAAAAGAUAUUGUGCAGGAAGACAGAGUAGCAGUUCUAAGACUCGAGAAGCCAGCCAAACAGAAACCUUGCAAAAGGUGGUUGACGCCAAAGAAAUUAAGGGGGAUGCAAGGUUUUCUUUGACAAAGCAUUCUGACUGGUUAAAAUCUCAAGAACCUGAGCCAUCUGAAAGCCUAUACGAGUCAAGGUUCCCUUUGAGAAGGCGUUCUGCCCGGUUAAAAUCUCAAGAACCUGAGCCAUCUGAAAGCUUCCAUGACUCAAUAGAGACAACCAAGAGGAGGAGGUCGGCAAUAAGGUCUGCUAUGUUUAAUAUCCAAGAGCUGGGCGUUAUUCAAAACUUGAACGGUUUACCUGAUGAUCAAGAGAUUGCUGCAAAGGCCAGAUGCUCUGCACGUGAACAGUCUACCGGGUCUAAACCCGAAGCAGUAGAACCACAUGACACAAAAGAGAUAAUCGGGAAAAGCAGGUUUUGUAGUGAUAGAUAAUUGUCUGUAUUCUGCAGUAUUACAGACUAAAGUGUUAAGACUGUUAUCUAAUGCGAUUUUAUUUUCCGCAGGAUAUCUUUGAGAAGACAGUCUGCGAGGUUUAAUUUCCAAGAGCUGGGCGUGACUGAAAACUUGAAUGGUCCACAUGAUGAUCAAACGAUUGCUGCAAAUGCCAGAUGCUGUGCAAGUGAACAGUCUAUCGGGUCUAAACCCGAAGCAGUAGAACCACAUGACAUUGAAGAGAGAAUCGGGAAAAUCAGAGUCUCUUCAAGAAGACAAUCUGCAAACAUUGAAACUCCGAGAGCCAUCAAAGAACCUGCAAAUCCGCCUUUGCAUGAUGACAAUGUUGAGGAGUCUAGUCAGAUAUCAUGUUCAGUUUCAAUGGAGCUUAAAAGAGAAUCAAAGAAGAAACCAACAGGCGACGAAUCAGAGGAAAUGAGAAAAACAACUGUUGGAAGACCUUCAAGGCAAGCUGCUGAAAAAAUCAAAUCGUACAAGGAACCUUCACUUAAGGAGAAGAUGCGAGGGGGCUUCUGAGUCUUGCUAAGAUCGAAUACCCUCUCGUCAGCCUCGUAUGUAUUGGAUUCUGCGACUUCACUUUUGUUCAGUGAGCUAUUGCUCAAUGCUGUAGAUCACAAUGUAUAUUCGUAGUUGCUUGUAGAUAAAGCUAGCGAGUGGUCUUGCUACUGUACAUGAAGCGGAUUGGACGGUUUAAUUCGGUUUGAUGGAGAACCCCUCUGUGUACUCUGCUAAGUAAAUUCUUUCACAAUCUCAUUUGUAAAGGGGUGAAAUAAUAUUUUCUUCAUUUUUUUCUUACAG
Messenger RNA from Arabidopsis thaliana (thale cress), 2138 nucleotides. Its product is annotated as Shugoshin C terminus. The record is from RefSeq and is marked reviewed. Lineage: Eukaryota; Viridiplantae; Streptophyta; Magnoliopsida; Brassicales; Brassicaceae. Gene Ontology annotation, biological process: maintenance of meiotic sister chromatid cohesion; meiotic chromosome segregation; meiotic sister chromatid segregation. Gene Ontology annotation, cellular component: nucleus; chromosome, centromeric region. The transcript has 17 exons. The coding region runs from base 48 to 1319 and encodes 423 amino acids.